CAUGAGACCUUGCAAAGCGCAACGUAGCCGGAAGCUGGUGGCGGCUGGUGGGCGACAGGGCGCAUCCCCGUUGCAGUGCGGCGGUCCGAACCCGGCCCUGGCCUGACCCCGGCGGCCCUGCCCGCCCCUCCUGUCAGCAUCAUGGCCAGCCCAAGGACCAGGAAGGUUCUUAAAGAAGUCAGGGUGCAGGAUGAGAACAACGUUUGUUUUGAGUGUGGCGCAUUCAAUCCUCAGUGGGUCAGCGUGACCUAUGGCAUCUGGAUCUGCCUGGAGUGUUCGGGGAGACACCGCGGGCUUGGGGUGCACCUCAGCUUUGUGCGCUCUGUGACUAUGGACAAGUGGAAGGACAUUGAGCUUGAGAAGAUGAAAGCUGGCGGGAAUGCUAAGUUCCGAGAGUUCCUGGAGUCUCAGGAGGACUACGAUCCCUGCUGGUCCUUGCAGGAGAAGUACAACAGCAGAGCCGCGGCCCUCUUUAGGGAUAAGGUGGCCGCUCUGGCCGAAGGUAGAGAGUGGUCUCUGGAGUCAUCACCUGCCCAGAACUGGACCCCACCUCAGCCCAGGACCCUGCAGUUCACGGCACACCGAGCCUCUGGCCAGCCGCAGAGUGUGACCGCCUCCUCGGACAAGGCUUUCGAAGACUGGCUGAAUGAUGACCUCGGCUCCUAUCAAGGAGCCCAGGGGAAUCGUUAUGUGGGGUUUGGGAACACACCACCGCCCCAGAAGAAAGAAGAUGACUUCCUCAACAACGCCAUGUCCUCCCUGUACUCGGGCUGGAGCAGCUUCACCACUGGAGCCAGCCGGUUUGCCUCAGCAGCCAAGGAGGGCGCUACAAAGUUUGGAUCCCAAGCAAGUCAGAAGGCGUCCGAGCUGGGCCACAGCCUCAACGAGAACGUCCUCAAGCCUGCGCAGGAGAAGGUGAAGGAGGGAAAGAUUUUUGAUGAUGUGUCCAGUGGGGUCUCUCAGUUGGCGUCCAAGGUCCAGGGAGUCGGUAGUAAGGGAUGGCGGGACGUCACCACCUUUUUUUCGGGGAAAGCAGAGGGCCCCUUGGACAGCUCUUCGGAGGGCCACAGUUACCAGAACAGCGGUCCGGACCACUUCCAAAACAGCACCAUAGACCAGAGUUUCUGGGAGACCUUUGGAAGUGCUGAGCCCACCAAGGCCCGCAAGUCCCCAAGCAGCGACAGCUGGACGUGUGCGGACACCUCCACCGAGAGGAGGAGCUCGGACAGCUGGGAGGUGUGGGGCUCGGCCUCCACCAACAGGAACAGCAACAGCGACGGUGGGGAGGGCGGGGAGGGUGCCAAGAAGGCAGUGCCACUGGCCAUGCCCGCCGACGAUGGCUGGGACAACCAGAACUGGUAGGGCCACCGUGCCCCCGUCCCCAGCGCCCCAGGCGACUUCAUGUUUGCACUCUGCCCUCAUCGUUCCUCCUCCUCUCAUUUGACCCAAGAAUCAGCGACUGCAGCGUGAGGACAGCAUCUCGGGAGGCAGGACCCCAGGGAGACUCGGGUUCGUGCCGCCUGCCACGUGGGGGUCUCGGUGCAUGGGAGCGGCCUGCUCUCCAGCCUGGGCGGGGCCCAUCCCGCCCUACACUCCCCUGGGCAUUCUUGGACUCAAGGCAGGGGCUCUUCGUGGCUUGCUGGGAGGUGGCUGCAGCACAGAGGCCCGUGACUGUUCCAGCGGCCGGUUCGCUGCGCAGUGUCUCCAGGGGCUGGGACCAGCCACGGCCGAGCUGUCAGCGACAUGAGGUGUCCCUUUUUGAGACACUUAACUUUGGGUUUGCUCUAGUUCUUUCUUUCUGAAGAGAGUGACUGGAGUAGCAAAGAUGGAAACGCUAAAGGGGAUACUGGCGCUCACACUGCCGUCCAACCACCCUCGGCUCCCAAGUCCACGCCUGCCUGGGCCCGUGCGGUCAAACCCACGUCGGUCGUGACCCUCCGUGGCGUCCCUGCAUCCGCACUGUCCAACCACCAAGUUCACCAGACAUAGCCUCCACGAUAGCCACACCCACACCUGAGCUGUUCUCAGUGCUGGGACUUGACCAUCCUGGAACACCCUAGAAGAAAAGGCGCAGGGUGGGCCCUCUGCCCUGAUGCAGGAGGGUACGACAGCGGCUGUGGCCAGGCAGAAGAGCCCCGGGUUCAGGAGCUGAGCAGGGGAUGCCUGUGCGUGGUGCCUGGGCCUGGAGAAGCUCCAGCCCCGGGAUGGGGCUGCCCUGCAGACUGGUGCCCGCCACGUGCCGACCCUCACCUCCCCGAGAACUGGAUGCUGCCAUGUGUGCUCGUGUCUGUUGCCCACCCCGUGUGACCCUUGGCCUUGGCCAGCCGUGCAUGCACCCGAAGCUCGUGCAGUUUGUAUGUGAGGUGCUCUCUCCCCUGCCACCAUGCUCAUCCCUGUUGCCUUGGCCACGCUCCUUGGUCGCCCCACUUCCCGGUCGCCGUCUGCAGCGCUCCUGGAGCAGCCUGGGCCCUUCAGGCCCUGUGCUCCUCCCACCCUAGGGGCUCAGCCGCCUGCGAGACAGGAUGGGACGAGAUUUCCGCGAGCCCUCCUGGCGCCCGGUCCUCCCUGUGGGCACCAGCCCUCUUGGUAGCCGGUGUGGAGGGCCGGUGUCCUUGGCUGCCAUGGAGGAACUUGGUCACCGAAACAGCCACCUGCUGUCAUUGGACCUGAAGUCAGAGGCUCAUGGUGCUGAGAAGCCACUGGGCAAAGUGGCCAACACAAAGGUCCCGGGAAGCCAGCCCCCGAGAGCGGAGCGUGGGUCUUUUGUGUCUUUCUCCAGGCUGAGACUUGGGCGUGCGCGUGGUGUUUCCCGAGGGCUGUUUGGACCCUGAUGGGCUGAAUGCUCCGAGGAGGGGUGGACGCCACCCUGGACGGUGGGACGUGGUGUUCCAUGUGCCUGUUUCCACGUCAGCACCUUUUGACUUGGCAGCAUGGAGCCAAGCUCUGCCCCUGCCCAGGAGGGUGCCUUUCUUGGGGGUAGGGGGACGGCCCCCUCUGCCUGCCUCAGAUCCCCUUUGAUGGGAGCUGCAGUCAGCAGUGUGGAGGUGUCUGGGCCACCUUCAGAAGGUGGUUGUGGUGGCCGAGACCCUAUCCACAGAGGGUGACGGCCUUUCCCUUCUGCAGGUGUGGGCAGGUGGGCCUGGGACAGAUGCUGGGGCCUCUCCUGGCUGUAUAUGAGGGCCCAUGUGGAAGGCGCGGACCUGACAGCAUUCCAAUAAAGCAUAGGGAACACGCA
Molecule: messenger RNA, 3235 nt
Organism: Piliocolobus tephrosceles (Ugandan red Colobus)
Lineage: Eukaryota; Metazoa; Chordata; Mammalia; Primates; Cercopithecidae
Gene: ARFGAP1
Product: ARF GTPase activating protein 1
Exons: 13
Coding region: 142-1362 (406 amino acids)
Biological process (GO): regulation of endocytosis; regulation of ARF protein signal transduction
Cellular component (GO): Golgi membrane
Molecular function (GO): GTPase activator activity
Source: RefSeq, a predicted model, not a curated record